Messenger RNA from Pararge aegeria (speckled wood butterfly), 1168 nucleotides. RefSeq lists its product as uncharacterized. The record is from RefSeq and is a predicted model, not a curated record. The transcript is spliced from 3 exons. NCBI's taxonomy places the organism in Eukaryota, Metazoa, Arthropoda, Insecta, Lepidoptera, Nymphalidae. The coding region runs from base 228 to 665 and encodes 145 amino acids.
GCUGAGCGCAGUCAUGCCGUGACAGUAUUCAAAUGACUCCACACAAUUCGCGAUUGAAAUCCAGUAGAGUUCCAUUACCCCCGAGUUUACGUUGAUUGUUCAGUGUUAAACACCAGCAACUAUAUACAAGAACUAUAGGACUGUUCCCGGAUUUGUGUUAUAUGCGCGGCUAUGUGUCUCGGGCGCGGUGCCGAUGGCGCGGGCUGAGCGGCCGCGGCUAGGCGCCCAUGCGCGCCUGGCUCCUGCUGUGUGCGGCGCUCGCGCUCGCGCCGAGCCGGCCGCGCGCCGCCGCCGCCUCGCACAGGUCCCGCGCCGAGCCGCUCGAGCCGGCGCGCCUCGAGCACAUCAAGACACAAAUACUAGCCAAGCUGGGGCUCACGUCGCGGCCGACGCCGCUCGGGGCGCCGCCUCGUGACGUCGUGCGUCAGAUCCUGGCGCGAGCGGCCGACCCCCGGCCCGAGCGCCGCCCGGACACAGAGCAAAGCAUGAGAGAAAUCAUAGCGAUAGCACACAGAGGUACCCGACACACAAACGGUGGCAGGCACGACAGCGUCAGUGAUGUCGCGUCACUGACGCUAUCGCACACUCCCGAUCGUGGCGUCAAGCGUCACCCACAUACGACAAAGACAUAUUUAAAGCCUAUUAUUUUACUUUCGAUGAAGUAAAAGGUAAUUUCUUACUAUAAUACUAUUUGCUAAGUUUCUUGAUAGAUAUUUCGGAAUGAGAUCUGCAUUUCGAGUCGGAUUUAUAGUCACAACACAGAGAUAAAACAUUAAGUAAAGAAUAACAUCUGCAUUUAAAGCUGGGAAAUUAAUCGAAUGGUUUUACCAUUCGAUUAAUUUCCCCAAAAGCCUCCCAAACUUUUAACUCACUUUAAAUAUAACUUAACUAAUUACACAAGCAAUGCUCAAAUGGAAUGAUGCCAAGAGUGCAGGCUGCAAUUAUGUACUUAACAGGUUGAUACUUUGCGCGGAAGAUGAGCCCUUCUAGAUAAGCCUAUCACAUAAUUUUUUAAUAAAAAUUUACCACGAUCCAUGUGUACAAAGUUUCAUACCUGGGACUUAGUACCAAGUUAAGUUUUAUAAUUAAGAUAACGAUAAGCACUUUGAAAUGCUAAGCCUACCUAAUUAAGAAAGAAAGAAAGAAAAGUAUCUUUAAUAAUAAAAUU